AGUGGAAGAGCAACCUCGGAAACUCGAACAUGUGAUCAAAGUGGCACAUGCUUGCCUAAAUCCCCAAGAACCACCUCUAGACACAAAGAGUAAUCAAGCAAGGAUCUGGCACAGACUUCCUAUUUCAUGGCUACCAACAGGUUGUUAUCCUGCCCCUCCUUUGUUGCACUUUGACUGCACACCAUAGCUUCCUGUAAUGCAGGGUACCCUUUCAGUGUCCAACGGGCCCUACUUGCGCUGGUGGUUAUUGGGAUGCUUGCCUCCUCCCCUCAGCUCCCCUCCCUUGUUCAAAGCGAGCGGGACAGGGUGGCUUGUAGCGUUACCGGCCCCAGUUGCAGUGCGGUGUAUUGUACAAGGGACCACGUGUUGGCACAGAUGGGUUGAAUGCAAGGUGUGGAGUGUAGUGGUGCGCUUGAAACCCACAUGUUUGUUCGGUUGCGAAAAGUGCAUAAUUCUAAAAGAAAAAGACACUUUGGUAGCCUGAAUAGCAGCUAAAGAUUUCACAGAUGUAAACAUUUCUCGUAGAGGUCUUUCCGGUAAGUACCGCAAAUACACUUUUUAAAUGUUCUUUUUCAUAUCCAUUUGUUCAAAAUGCAUCUCCUCAAAUAUUUAUCUUUUUUUUUUAUUAAAUGUUUUUAAAUGCACAUUCUCUGGUUUUUCUAAAACAUUCUUUCGUACAUGUAGUAAAACAUGCCCCAACAAAACAUAAUUGCGACCCAUUAAGGACCUGAGUAUAUGUAAUACUAUAACUAAUGUAAUGAGUAGAACUAUUUGAUGAUCUCUCAUACUAAUUAAAAUGCAUUUGGUAAUUAUGAUUUUAUUUUUUUAUUUUUUCUAAAGCAAGGACAAAACGUUCAUUUCGACAUGUCUUAGUAGGGAAACUGGGUCCUUAAAGGGUUUGUUAAUAUUCAACGGUGGUGGAAAGGAAUUCACAUUAAUGUAAUUAACUUCAAAUCAGUUGACAAUGUCUGGAUGCUGUCUGUGACCGGUGUUUGAAGUUUUGCACUGAGCUGGCACUUAAUAGAAGUGCAAGCCGUAGCCAAUGCCAGUUCUUAAAAUAGCCCAAUACUCUUUACGGAUUGAUUUUAUUUGAACUCAGUCAAGAAGACUCAUUCCUAAUGUUUUUAAGGGUUUAAGGUGUACAAAUCCGUCUGAGGUGGGGUUUUAAACGUCAUUGGCCAAAUGCCUGUGAACGUUGGCUGUGACUGAUAGCUUUGUUUAAGGCUGCUGUAAUCUGACAGACCAGACUCCAGACAUUGUACUUGUCUCCCAGUACAAGGUUACCAGCCAGCUCUAACCAAAAGUGUUUUAAAAUGCAGCGCUGCAAUUUUUUUUUUUUUAAUACAGCUUCAUGCUGAGGCAUUUCAGUUGAAUCUAGCUAUGUCAUGGGCUAGGUUUUUAUUAAGAAUCUUUACUUUCAUGCAGUGGGAUUACAAUAGUAUAUUCAUGGCUCAAGUGUCUGAUAAAUGAUUGUGGGGAACCUACUUUCAUUCUAAAAAAAAAAAAAAAAACCUUGGCGCUUUUGCGAUAUUACUGCUUGGUUCACCAUGAGUGAGCUAACAAAGAACCAAAGCCUUUAGUGGUGCAGUAGUGGUUUUUGUAUACAUUUUAGCUUUAAAAUAAAUGGUGGCCAUUCAUCUAAUUUUAUGUUACUGUUGAUUUGAAUAUGUUGUUCUGCUUGCAUUACUGUUGCACUUAUGAUUUUUACCCUUGAGUCAUAGGUCAGAUUAGUUACGAUAUUUCAAUUUCGGAAUGCUUUGUGUUGAGACCAUGCGUUCACUGUCAGCGCUGGCGCCCCGUCGUAUCCAUUGAUGUGGAGGGCCCACUAGGUUCAUCCCUUUUUAACACUGUCCCAGAGACCCAUACAGAGGGUUGUAGGAGCAGCCCCUCGUCAGUUAACUGUACAAUGAUGUUAACUGUCACAUGGCUGGCCUCGGGGUUUCACAAUGGGCUGACUGCACUUAACUACUACACAUGGCCCCCCUCCCCACUGCCCUCGCUUUGGUUUUCGUGUCUUAGCAUUCAAACCAGCCAGUUUCCUUGAAACAUAAAUUAUUGUUGGAUGACACAAUUGGAUGCUUACUUUUUUAAGCACACUGGGAAUUAUGUCCUCCCAUGAAUCAUGAAGUUAUUAGAGACCUGUAUUGUAUCACCUGUAUUGUGACCUGGGUUUGACAUGUUACAUUAUCAGACAGAGUUCAAUGUAUCAACACAAUCAAAUAAUUGCUUAUCUUUAGCAACCAAUCCCUACAGUAAAUUAAAACGGUCUGCUCCCUCUUGUGUUUUUUCUCUCUUUUCUGCAUAUGUUGGACCAAUCGGGACGACGCCUGGCCUGAAUCAACUCACUCACAUUCCUAUAUCGUCACAUGCGAAACAUUCACUCUUUCUUGCACACACUCAUCACUUGCACAUACCCUCUCUCACACACACACACACACACACACACACACACACACACACACUAUGCAGUCUACACCUCACUACCUUCUGCCUCCAGUACAAGCCCACAGUGAUCUCCUGUGUGUGCAUCCACCUGGCGUGUAAGUGGUCCAACUGGGAGAUCCCAGUGUCCACUGAUGGGAAACACUGGUGGGAGUACGUGGACGACUCUGUCACCCUCGAGCUGCUUGAUGAGUUGACCCACGAGUUUCUGCAGAUUCUGGAGAAAACACCCAGUCGGUUGAAGAGAAUACGAAACUGGAGGGCGACACAAGCUGCCAAAAAGCCCAAGGGUGACAGCACUCAGUCGGCUGACAACUCCUUUGCUGGGCCUUCCAUGCUCCAAGAUCAUGGUGAUGCUUCCUCCAACCCAAGUUUUUCCAAAGCAGGCGGUCCCUUUACCGUGCCCAUGCCUGGCCAAUCCGGAGGCGCACCCCUGUCGUUGGACGCCUUGGCUGGCACGUACAACCCAGCUAGCCACAGUGAGUGGCCCCUGGGCAACCAGAGCCAAACAGGGUACCCUUCCACCUGUAUGAAACAGGAACCCCUUAGCAUCCCUUCCACCUGUAUAAAACAGGAGCCCCUCAGCAUCCCUAUCCAAGAGCCGACUCUGUCCUUGCAGACCUCCACUUCCUCUUUGCUUCAGCAUCUGCCGGUAUGCAAGACUGAGAAAACACUAGACUUCAUCCCCGUCAUCAAACAGGAACAAAAAGGACCCGUUGGGAGCGGAGUGGGCAAGCAUCAGCCACCAGCUCAGUCCGCCUACCCCCCACCAGCUCAGCCUCCUCCACCACAGCCGUCACCCGCUCAGAAGCUGUCUCUGGACAAAUACAGAGAGAAACAUGCCGCAGAGAUGGCUGUCUCUGGGCAGAAACGAGGUCAGGAACCGCAUGGUGGAAACAUGGAUUGUGAUGCGAGGGGGGAUAUGUUAUCCUUCUCCUCUUCCACCUAUGCACCAUCCUCUGCGAGCCAAGCGGACUAUAGAAAACAUUCACUGCCCCACCAAACCUCCCACGGUGGUGUCGGGAGCACUACUGCCUCCCCAAUGAAAAUGAAAGUCCCCUCCUCCUCAACUUCAGGCCAAGAUAGACGUCACCACGGCGACAAACGGGACAAAGGCUCGCUUAAACUGCGCCUGGCCGUUCCUGGGUCUGGCAGCAGCUCCCAGCUGGACAAAAGUGGACAGCCAAGCAAAGAUGAGCUCAAGAUGAAGAUAAAAGUCUCAUCGUCCGAGCGCCACAGCUCGUCGGAUGAAGGCAUGGCGGCCAACAACAACAAGAGCAAACAUUCCAGCCCUCUGGCGAGCAAGGAGAAACAACAUCGUGGAGCGGACCACAACCUCCAUCGCCACCACAAGCACAGUCACCCCCAUCCACACACGCACAGCGGGAACGGCGGCGGCAGCCUGCUCCGCGGUCCUCCAGGACUGGUCAGCGUGGAAGGGACUCCGCUCGCUCCUCCCGGAUCCACCUCUUUGUCUUCUUCGCGCAAGAGGGCGUACCCCGAGGCAAGCCACAACCACCACCCACCAUCCUCCUUCUCCACUUCAUGCUCCAAAGUGAGCAAAAUCUCCAAGGGUGGCUCUGGUGCUGCAGGUGGGCUGCGGACCUCUCAGCAGUACCCUCCUCCUAGCGAAUCGCCACAUGAAGUAGGAGAGCAGAGACACUGAGUCUACCGCUCUGCAGCCAUGGACAACCCCCGGGGAAAUGGCAACAAACUACCCACACCUCAGACUUUGAAGACUAUGCUCAUCUCCCUGUUAAGUGCCCUAGGAAAAUAACUCAUUAUGUCAUGAUAAACCCUUUACUGAAAGGCAGAACAACUUAUCUGCAAAAAAAAAAAAAAUAAGAGAAAAAGAUCAGUAUUGUUGGACUUCUCAAUUUUUGAGAGAUAAGAAAGAUGAAUAAGAAAUUAUGCUUCCUGACUGUCGGAUCUCUGGGCUGUGAUGCUCAGUCCUGUCUUUCUGUUAGUGUGUUGAAUUGCUGCUUGGUUCUCCUUCCUCCUCAAAUGAGUCUAGAAAUGUGCAAAGGUGUGUGUGUGUGUGCGUGCGUGUGUGUGUGUGUGUGUGUGUGUGUGUGUGUGCGUGGCGUGCGUGUGUGUUUUCAUCGCAGGGAAAGUCCUUCCCACAUUUCAGAUCUCCAUAUGGGAAAACAAAAGUAUAACAAGUACUAUGAGAGGCAUGGAAGGUGCACCUACUUCAUUUUCUUCCUCAAAUUUUUUUUUUUUUAACGAGUAAUUUAAUUUAAUCACAUUUCUGCGGUUGUAUGGAGGAAGCCAGUGGCCAGCUGGAGAUGAGUUCAAGUUAUGUUUGCUGGCGUUCCAUUUAGUACUCUUGAUGGAUGCAAAACAUUUUUUUUUAGAUGUAAAGUUUCAUCUCCUCAAUUUCUUUGUCUUGAUUUCUUUUUAUACUUAAGUACUGUGCAUAUGAUAUGCAUGUUUCAAUCAUCAAUGGGAUUUAAAAGGAGAACGCGUACUUGCUGUUUACAGAAAGUGGAGAUACAUGUACAUACGUUUUUGUAUGUUUAAAGAUUAAAAAAAAAAGCUAUACCAUGACUACUCAGGUUUAGAGCUGCUUGUAAGUAUAACUAUAAUACCUAGAAAAGACUUAUUUUGUUGAUCAAUGGAUUGGGCGUCAUCUGGUGAAUGAUUCCAGUGGUGUGUGCUUCUUACCUUCCUACAGGGGGUGCUGUACUGUGCUUUUUCAUCACAGGGGAUAUCAGUUGAAGCCCUCAGUAACACAGGCAACAUCCAACACCUACUUACCACAUCAGAGCGAUGCAAUUUGUACCAAAAAUAUAAUUUUUUUUUUUUUUUUUUUGGACCUAUAAGUAAACCUUAAGCUGGAUGCCAAAGGUUGUGCCUCAAAAAGAAACGGUAGUAGUGUGCUAUUAAAAUUGACAUAACCCUUUUUUUCUUUGAAAUGCAUCAGACAUAAUUUCAUGACAUGAAGCUGUGUCCCUUAGAUGUCAGCCCGAUACAUGUAAGUAUUAUUCAAUCCGCCAUUAACAUUGUACGAUGUAUAGGAAAAAAAAAUAAAACAUUAUGGCUCGUUUCCAUCCCAGCAAAAGUUGUCAGAAGAGUGACCAAUUGUCCAAAUGCAACAUGACCUGUUGGAUAUUUUGUCACUGAUGUCCUCAUCCAAUUGGUUGAAUUUACAUUUGCAGCCAUGUACCUGUCCGGACACGUCUUCACAUGAUUUUCAUACAUUAAACGCUAUAUUGUUCUCAAAUCUUGA
Messenger RNA from Perca fluviatilis (European perch), 5674 nucleotides. It is a transcript of the gene ccnt2a, whose product is annotated as cyclin T2a. Gene Ontology annotation, molecular function: cyclin-dependent protein serine/threonine kinase activator activity. The record is from RefSeq and is a predicted model, not a curated record. NCBI's taxonomy places the organism in Eukaryota, Metazoa, Chordata, Actinopteri, Perciformes, Percidae. The transcript has 5 exons. Bases 2177 to 4108 code for a protein of 643 amino acids. Gene Ontology annotation, cellular component: nucleus; cyclin/CDK positive transcription elongation factor complex. Gene Ontology annotation, biological process: regulation of transcription by RNA polymerase II; positive regulation of DNA-templated transcription, elongation.